Messenger RNA from Cantharellus anzutake, 672 nucleotides. RefSeq lists its product as uncharacterized. Lineage: Eukaryota; Fungi; Basidiomycota; Agaricomycetes; Cantharellales; Hydnaceae. The record is from RefSeq and is a predicted model, not a curated record. The coding region runs from base 11 to 499 and encodes 162 amino acids. The transcript is spliced from 5 exons.
CAGAAGCUGCAUGCCGUUGGAGGACGGGGACGUUCCAUCAAGCGUUGCACGGCUUAUUUCUUUGGAGUAUGACAGGGCGUGUGGUAUCGCCAGGCUUUCGCAACCCUCAGCAAAGUUUCAGGAGGGUUGGGGCACUCCAGGAAGUACUCUCGAGGGUGUUUUCUUCAGGAAGGCCAUGCUUGAGACCCUGUUGGACGUAGAUCGCGAAGCUCGUGUUCUGUUGUCAUCUUAUCCGCCAUUGAAGCCGCAUAAAACGGCUGAAGGCCAUCUGAAAGCGCUCGAGGCUCUAAUCAACCUUCAAGAACCAUCCUGCCUGCAGAAGUAUAAUGUGCUCAUCGAGCAAGCCAGGCAUGCAGCGAACGAACCGAACGAGUUUGAAUACGAAGAAUGUGAUCGACUGGCGAAGUACAUCAUAACCGUGCUCAGGUUUGUUUCGGAAUCAUCCCAAGGUGCGCCAACACAGACUCGAUUCGAAAGAUCCGGGGGUGAGGGACAAUAGUGAAGGGUUCUUGAAAUUGUUGUAUCCCAAGACAUUACGACUACUGUUUUGCAUCGUGUAUCAGUAUCAAUAUCAGGACAUCUGGCAUAUACACUGUUGCUCAGUGGAGUACCAGAGGCAUCGGGAGGACAAACGUUUAGAACGAACCCAGCGGGGCAAUCUGUACACCUCAA